Molecule: messenger RNA, 1551 nt
Organism: Fusarium pseudograminearum CS3096
Lineage: Eukaryota; Fungi; Ascomycota; Sordariomycetes; Hypocreales; Nectriaceae
Exons: 10
Coding region: 1-1551 (516 amino acids)
Molecular function (GO): heme binding; iron ion binding; oxidoreductase activity, acting on paired donors, with incorporation or reduction of molecular oxygen
Source: RefSeq, a predicted model, not a curated record
AUGAUAGAACUUUACUCGUUUGCGCACAUGUUCGGGCCAGUUCUUGUCCUUACGAGUCUGUUAAUCUUCUGGGCCCACAGGCAUUUUCAACCUACACUACCAUUACCACCUGGACCACCAUCUGAAUUCCUUCUCGGUCAUACCCGUGUUAUACCCAAGGAGAACGCUGCUAAAGUUUACUCAAGAUGGGCCAAAGAAUACAACUCGGACAUCAUUCAUGUUAGGUCAUUAGGCCAGUCUACGAUUGUUCUCCAUAGUGCGGAGGUCGCCAAAGAUAUCCUAGAGAAGAAAGGCGCCAAUUUCUGUGACCGGCCUAGAUUCACUUUACUAGAGGUGAUGGGAUGGGGAAAGACGUUGACCUUUCUGCCAUUUGGAAAAAGCUGGCAAAUGCACAGAAAGCUUCUCCAGACAUCUUUUAGCAAUACCAAUGUUCGUCAAUGGCACAACCUGCAGAGGACCGAGACCCAUCGCACGGUAAAAGACAUCAUGGCAAGGCCUGGUACAUGGGAGACAUCUUUGCGUCGAUUUGCAGUGGCUAUUGUUUUGCAAGUGAGCUAUGGCAUGGAAGUACCGAGUGAUGACGACCCCUAUAUCCGGAUUGCUAACGACGCCAUGUAUGCUACCGGCAAUGGUGGAGUUCCAGCAAAUAGCCUUGUUGAUCUAGUUCCUUUUGUUCGCUAUCUCCCAGACUGGCUUAUCAAUGACUGGUCUUUACGAUUCGCUCGACAAUGGCGAUGGGCUAUCACGAAAUUACACGACGUACCCUUUGCCGCUGCACAAGCCGAGCGUGGCAAUAAGCAAGAUUGGUCUCUGGAUGACAUCAAAGGGGCUGCAGGCGCAGUCUUCAUAGCAGGCGCCGAUACCACAUGGGCAACUUGUGUUAUCUUCGUUCUCAAUAUGGUUCUUCAUCCCGAGAUACAAAAGAAGGCACAGGACGAGCUUGAUGCGGUACUAAGACCUGGGAAGCUACCUGAGUUCUCAGACCGACCAUCUUUACCAUAUGUCGAACACAUUGUGCAAGAGAUUUACAGAUGGUCACCACUGGCUCCCCUUGGGAUCCCCCACAAAUCGCUUCACGAUGAUGUCUACCACGGCAUGUUUAUUCCUAAAGGUAAGUCUGACGGAAUUCACACAAUGCCUGUUAUAACUGUUGUUUAUGCCAACUCGUAUGCCAUAGCACAUGAUGAGCGAGUCUACAAAUCUCCCCACGAAUUCAAUCCUGACAGGUAUGGCGCGGGCGAGCCAUAUCCUGUUGGUAAUUUCGGGUUUGGGCGUCGGAUUUGUGUUGGUCGGUUUCUGGCGGGCAACAGUGUCUGGAUCAUGGUAGCAACAAUGCUGUCCACAUUGCAAUUCUGCAAGAAGGUGGCUCAGGACGGAACACUAAUUGAGCCGCGAGUCCAAUUCACCAAUGGUGGAACCUGGUCAGUCAAUCCCCGCAACCCAAUGAUCCCUGUUCCAUAUGUGCCCCCACAGUCCCUUGAAUGCAACGUCCAGUCCGGACCCCUGCCUUUGUUUCCUUGUAAAGCCGUCAACAUGAAACAAGCUUGCUGA